AUGCGAACAGACUUCCUUUUGGAUAAAUCACAACUGUUGCUGCUUCUCUUGUUUCACCACCCAAGCCAGAUCAUGUCAGAGUUCUCGUUGACAGACGCUUUAGGAGAUGACACUCCCAAAGAGGCCAAAAAGAUAGGGAACACAAAUCCAUCUGCCCCGCCCUCAAACCCUGGCUGGCCUGGCUCUGCUCCUGGCGCCCCGUCACAGCCCCCAGGCUCGGGACAGUACCCUUCUGGAUCUCCAUACUCAGCCCCCGGGGGAUUCCCUCCUCCAGGGCCCGGUGCUCCAGGACCUGGACAGUUCCCUCCUGGUGCUCCGGGGCAGUUCCCCUCCAGCCCAGGAGCUCCAGGCCAGUUCCCUCCACACUACCCCCCAGAAGCUGUCCCAGGACAGCUGCCUGGAGGCCCCAUGCCCUACCCUUCUGGACCCUUCCCUUCCGGGCCAGGAGCACCAGCUGGACCCUACCCCAAUGUGCCUUUCCCCGGAGCUCAACCUGGAGCUCCUGGUGCAUUUCCUCCGGGCCCUGACGUCUUCCCUCCCUUCCCCUCUGGAGGUUUCCCCCCCAUCCCCCCAGGCUCGUGGGGGGCACCUGCAGCUGGGGGCUUCCCUCCGGCUCCUGGUCCGUUUGGCCCCGGUCCCGCGGGUCCAUACGGAGGUUCCAUGAUGGUGCCGUUCGACCUUCCGCUCCACGCUGGAAUAAUGCCCAACCUUGUAAUCACAAUUGUGGGUGAACCUGUACCUGGGGCAGAUAGGUUCCAGGUCGACCUGAUAAAGGGCUCAGACGUGGUGUUCCACUUAAACCCUCGCUUCCCUGAAAACACCAUCGUCAGGAACUCGAACCUGGGAGGAUUCUGGGGCCCAGAGGAGCGAGACGGCUAUUUCCCAUUUGUGCAGGGACAGAGGUUUGAGCUGAAGAUCCUGGUGGACGAGGACGAGUUCAAGGUGGCGGUGGACGGCACUCACCUGCUGGAGUACGAGCACAGAGUGGGUGGCCUGGAGGAGGUCACGCUGCUAAGGAUCAUGGGAGAUGUAGUCCUGUACAGCGCCGCCCCUAGCAUGAUCUCAUAA
Molecule: messenger RNA, 1068 nt
Organism: Knipowitschia caucasica
Lineage: Eukaryota; Metazoa; Chordata; Actinopteri; Gobiiformes; Gobiidae
Source: the annotation of a GenBank genome assembly